Molecule: messenger RNA, 6222 nt
Organism: Mizuhopecten yessoensis (Yesso scallop)
Lineage: Eukaryota; Metazoa; Mollusca; Bivalvia; Pectinida; Pectinidae
Product: protein timeless-like
Exons: 23
Coding region: 206-2971 (921 amino acids)
Biological process (GO): replication fork arrest; DNA repair; DNA replication checkpoint signaling
Cellular component (GO): replication fork protection complex
Molecular function (GO): DNA binding
Source: RefSeq, a predicted model, not a curated record
AUAUAUGCGCAAUGGACUAAUGCGCAUAAAUAUGUUGUCUUUGCGACAUGGCGGCGAAGUGUAGAAUGGACAGACUCUGGUUGAUAUCUAGCUGAUUCACAAUACCCAGGAGGACUUGAGGAGCACACACAUAUCGUAAUAUAUGCUGCAGAAAAUAGAUUUGCUGUAUUAACACAUCUGAAGUGAGGAUACAGAUCUAGUCAAAAUGGAGUGGCAUAUCAUGAAUGUUGACGGGCUGAACAGCCUGUCGAGUAACCUGGGUAUGGUGGAGGAUGGUGUCUAUAUCCCGUCCUGUAACAGUCAAGAGAUACUAGAGGAGAAUGUAGAGUUCCUGAUGAAAGACACACUAGAGAAGACAUACAGACGACUGCUGUUUAAUAAUAAAUUCCCCGAGAAGGAAUUGUUGCCCCUGAUAAUGUACAUCCAGGAUGACCACACUAACUUGCAGGAAGCACUUAGACUUAUGAUCCUGCUGACCAAUCCUGUGGAUUGUUAUUUGGAGACAAGUGUGGGAGAGAGAACCAAACCUCCCUGGGCCACAGAGCUGGAGAAGGCCAUCAAAAAGACCAUCGAAAAGUCAUUUUGUAGAGCUUUCCUCACACCCAUCCUAGGGGAAGUGAAGCUCCUUCUAGAGGAGGCUGGACCAUACGACCUAAUGGAUGAUGCAGUGCUGGCGAUAAACAACUGUAUUUUCAUGAUUCGCAAUCUUCUUUAUAUGUACGAGUCCAACCCAGAUCAGUCCACUUUGAUUCAGCACAUAGAACAUGUGAGACUCCUGUUGGAUUGUGGAUAUGAAGAUGUCCUUGUUUCUCUUCUUCAAAAGAAAGAAAUGAGCAAGUGGAGUAGUGGUAUCAUGCAGGUCAGCUGGAUGAUAUAUAAAGGGAAGACAAAUGGACUGUUUUCAAACCUGACCGACAAUAAGGUGCAUUGGGAGCCAAUGAUCGAGUGUAUGCCCAUGGGAGGAGGACGAAUGUCCGACCUAGAUGGGUCAGAUACGUGUGGCCUAAAUCACGUGUUUGAUAACACCUGUAGCAUCCUAGACGGCAGUGAACAGGGUAGCCAGAGUUCAGACAACUUUGAUAGCUUUCUCCUUCGCCGAGAGUCCAACAAUCUCCUUAAGAUCACAGCGACCAUGUCACUUUGGACGUCGGAAGGAAUGGUAGAAUUCAGAGACAAACUAACAACGUUCACUACAAGGAUUUUAAAAGGUGGUUUCAUGGCCGUCAUUUCUGACAUAAUGAACCAGUUGACAUCUAAAGACAUUGUGUUGGACGAAGCUUACCUGUUCUGGAUGUUAGCAUUGUUCAUGAGAUUUGCAAAAACAACACAAUUGCCAGUAAAAUCUGUCAAACAAGUUUUGACAAAGGACAUGGUUGGUUAUCUCACAUACCAAUGCUUCAUCAGAGCAGAGGACAUCUUUGUGCACCAGACGUUUACAAAGAAAGAGCCCCAGAAAUUACACCUGGCACUAUGUGCUCUGAAGGAAAUCUUGGAGUUCCUGUAUAAUGUUCAACAAGUGGACAAUCUGAAUGAGGAAGAGAAACAAUACAUCCAGGGCCUCAACAAGACGCUGGCAGCUAUGACAGACCUGCCCCAACUGAUGGUAUACCUGGUACGCCACUGCUCCAUAGAGCUACUCGGCGGCUCCUUCCUUGAGGACCUGGUCUUUACAAAUCAUCUCCUGAUGCUGCAUCUGGAUAAAUGGAUCAACACUGGACUGACUCGGAAAUCCUUCAGCCUCCUCACCCAUGUCCAAAACUAUGCUACGUUUGGAAUUAUGGGGAAGUAUGGCAGACUACUGGAGCAGUUCCUAGACAACCCUAUGGAACUCAACAACUGUCUGUUCACCAUGAUGCACCAUGUGGCAGGCGACUGUGGCUCACCAAGCGUCCUCCUGCAGAAACCCAUCCUCGACACAUUUCUGGAGAUAAACGACCAGGAGCUGUUUGUGUCAGAUGAGGUAGAUGAUCUCAUUGAAUUCAUCAUCAACAAGUUCAUCACUACAGCUGAGGAUGAUCCCUACCAAUGUGCCAUUCAUAUGUUCAGCGAGCAUACAGCCAGUGACUGCGAUAAUUUUGAUGCAGAGUUGUUGAGCCAAGGCAGCACUGAUGCUUCAGUAGAAACAGUUUGGUCCUCUGAGGACGAUGACAUCCUCAUCAUGGUGUACAUGGAGUCGGAAGACAAGUCGAAGAUUGUGGACGAGAUCCUUCGUCACUUCCAGGAGGUUGAUAAGAAUAAGACAAGAGAACAGAUAAUAUGCCAGCUGAUUGACAGUGAGUGGAUGGAAGAAGAAGACAAGGCCAAACUUCUUGCUCUCUUCCCAGAGUACAAACCACAGCGAUCAACCACACCUAUCGCACCUAACCAGCCUGAUUUCACCAUCUGUGCAAAGAAACGUAAACAUGACGAGGAGAAGGACUGGAUCCCAUGCUGUGUGCGGAGUCUGGAAGACUCUGGGUGUAGAGGUGCCAUUUCCUGGCUCCAGGGUCUCUUCUGUGAGGCAGCCUUUAUCAAAAUGAACCCAGAGUAUAUUAUCAAAGAGGCAACUGAAGAACCCAUAACUAAAUUCCAUGUGUUACACAACAAAUCAAUACCAAUUGUGUGUUUCACUGAGGAACAGGAUGGUUUUCUCGCCAACAAGAUGUUUUGUACCCUACUGGAGAACCUAGGAAUUCACAUGCCAGAAGAUGUUGGACUCCAGCACCCUCGCAUCCCCCACUUCUGGAGCCCCAAACAACUGCUCAACACCGCUGAGAGGUUAGGACCGCUUGAUGAAGUUUCUCUGAAGUUUGACAAGAUACUGAUAACAAAACUGCAGGAUGACGACGUUUAUAACCUGCCAGAGGCUGACGAUGUCAUCACAAGGAAAAGUCCCAAGAAGAUUGAAAAUGACAGUUGCAGAUAUAAAUAUGCCCAAGAAUCCAGCGGACUGUUAUGGACGGACCUUAUUCAGAACUUCAACAAGGCUUGAGGGUUCUGUGUGUGUGCCUUCUUUGUUUCUGUUUAUCUCGGAAAAUAUCAUUCCAGCAAGAACCUGAAGCUUACUGAGCUGCUUCAAUCAACUGUGAAGAUGAUGUGGUGCAGUUACUAUAGUAUCAGCAAUUCAUGUCGUUAAUCCUUGAAGAAAAGUAAUGUUUUCAUUGUAUUAACAGUAUCUGCAGAACUGGUUAAAUGCCUGAACCAACAUUGAAAUACGAUUUUACAGUGUGUUUUUACUGUAUUCGCAGUGUACAGAUUCAAUCCACGGUGAAGACGUGAUGUUUAUAAUUAAAGUGUGUUAACGGUAUCGACAGCUAAGAACCAACAAUAAGCUGUUAAGAUGUGAUAUUAGCAUUGCUUGUUACUGAAUCUGCAGUUAACAUCUUGAAUCAACUGUGAACAAAUGUGAUGUUUACAAUGUGUUGCCACCAUAUCUGAAGUACUAGUUUACGACUUGAGCUCACCUUGAAGUCAUGUGAUGUUUACUUAAUUACAAUAUCCCCAGUUUACCGUUCAGUGGACUGUGGAAUUUGAUGUUAACAGUGUGUUGUUAAUUACAGUACCUGCAGUUUACGCCUUGAAUCAACUGUGAAGACUUUUGGUGCUUACAUUGAGUGGUUACAGUUUACAGCCGUAAACCAAGACGAAAGCUGCUUGUUACAGUGUGUUGUCUUGGUAUCGGCAAUUGCUGGCGACAAAAAAAAGGCAAAAGUUCGGCUUUGAAGAAGUGUGCAUGUUCUUGCUGGCAGACUUUUCCUGUACAUACUCUAUGUCAGUAUGUGAUGUUACUAUAUGUGAUGUUAAACAUAACACAUCACUUCCUCGUUGUCUCUACAAGUAUUGUGUUAAUUAUGUUCACGUAUGAGUUGGUCUGGUUCUGGAUCACCAAAAAGUGUUCAGUGUCAUUCCAGUUGUUGAUCAUUUAAACAUUGAAACAUGUACUCCUCUCUAGAUGUUACAAACGGGUGAAUAUCUACAAUCAAACUUGUAUUAAGUGGACAGUUAUUUAUGCAAGACAUAAAAAUGAUGCCUUGAAACAAAUGACCUUUCAAUCUAAUUUUGAUAAAUUUGUCAAAAACAGAUAUCUUGGCAUGGCCCUUAGUGACUUUCCUCUGUACUCCAGGGGUGACACUCACAAAACUGUUAUGAUCAUAUUGUUAAUCAUUUUUUAGCUUGUCUUUUAGCUCUGAGCAUCAGUGUUCAUGUCAGUAAUAUUGGUUAAAGUUUUAGUUUAGUGCAAGUGAUGAUAUUAUUAUAAUGUUCAGUACGUGCCAGAACGUUGGAUCCCUAGUGUUCUAACGUUGAUGCAGUACAUUUAUUAUUAAGUUUUUCACCAGUUUUGGUAAUAACUUUUGCAUACAAAUCACCAGGUUAAAGCUUUAGUUCAAGUGUUGAAAUUCAUUAGUUUAGCCUCAGAAUUUGUAAGUUAGAAUUCUGAUAUUUGUCUUAUUGUUCUUAAGGUGGGCUCUGAUAUUGAUUUGGGCACAUAAUGACAUUGUUUAAUGAUGGUGAGGAGAUUCACGUAAUUUGUCUUGUGAGAUUGACUUAUGCUUAUGUUGUCAUUGUUAAUGAAGAAUCUGUUUAUUGGGCAAAUUCAUCCUUGAUACUCCAGGGGUUACACUCGUAUAUACACUCUCUGUACUCCAGGGGUUACACUCACGUAUACACUCUCUGUACUCCAGGGGUUAAACUCAUGUAUACACUCUCUGUACUCCAGGGGUUACACUCGCACAUACACUCUGUACUCCAGGGGUUACACUCGCACAUGCACUCUGUACUCCAGGGGUUACACUCGCACAUGCACUCUGUACUCCAGGGGUUACACUCGCACAUACACUCUCUGUACUCCAGGGGUGGCACACGUAUACACUCUCUGUACUCCAGGGGUUUCACUCCCGUAUACACUCUCUGUACUCCAGAGGUUACACUCGCACAUACACUCUCUGUACUCCAGGGGUUACACUCACGCAUACACUCUCUGUACUCCAGGGGUUACACUCGCAUAUACACUCUCUGUACUCCAGGGGUUACACUCACGUAUACACUCUCUGUACUCCAGGGAUUACACUCACGUAUACACUCUUUGCACUCCUGGUAUAUGUCAUGGCAAUUUGAAGGUACACAGCUAACUAUUUGAUUAGUCUUAGGUGGAAAAAGAACUGAUCAACAGCUAGGCUGAUACCUGUCCUGUGAAGAUUACAGAGGAGCGACUCCCGCCUUCAGAUCUGGUCAAUUUUACUGUUACUCUGUAGAGGGAAUCCUCUCAAAGGAUAAAACUAAUCAUCUUGUAUCAUUCACAAGACAGCACACACUGAUCGAGCCUUCGAAUUUGAAAGUAUGAGUGUAACCCUGAAGUAUCGAGGAUGCGGCGAUUUUGCCAUAGAAGUUCCUUUAGUCUGAAAUAUAGAGGUCUCGUGUAAGUAUUGUAUCCUACCAAAUUAAGUUUGUUGGAAGUGUAUCACUUAAAAUGGAUAUAAUAGAUUGAUAUUAAUGUUAUAAUUUAGUAGUUACUAUAACUGUGAUUAUUGUUCUUUGUCUGCUAUCUUAUGUUAUAUAUGUGUUCGUCUUGCCUCAAACUACCUUCUAUUGUCCAUAAUAUUGUCCAUAAGCUUGUGUUAUUGAUCUUGUUAAAUUUGAAUGAUAAAUUCUUAAUUCAACAUAUAUUCUUAUUUAUUAUAUAUAUACCUGUUUUAUGUAAAGUCAAACAUAUACAUACUUAUACUCUGGUAUUAAUCCUUUAUUCCAUAAAACUUCAUCAUGUAAACUUUUACUUAGGGCUGUUCCAAAAUUAACCGAAAGGGAGAGAGCUCGAGGUACUAGAGACUCAAUAGCCACCACCCAUACACUUUUUAAGUGACUUAAUGUAAGGAAUAGUUUGAAAAUCUAGUUGUAAACCCACCAUGCACCCACAAUAAAUCAAUAAAGGUGCCUCCUACCUCCCCCAUACAAUAAUAAUGGAACAGCCUUUUUUAUCCAGAAAUUCACAUUUUAAACAUGUUGUUCUUUACAAGAAGUUGAUUUUAAUAUAAUAUUUCUUCUAUUGUGUAUAUACAUGUCUUAUUUAAAAUGUUAUUUCAGUCUGGACCCAUUGCACGGUUUCAUUUUAGUUCCAGUGCGAUAUUAACCGAUUAUCAUGUUCAAGUUAUCUUCUGAUUCAUCAGACCAUAUCUAUAUUUUUAGGUCACCUGAGACAAAGUCUCAAGUGACCUAUUGCGAUCGCCUUUUGUCCGUCGUCGUCCGUCG